Molecule: messenger RNA, 2393 nt
Organism: Leptidea sinapis
Lineage: Eukaryota; Metazoa; Arthropoda; Insecta; Lepidoptera; Pieridae
Gene: Nmt
Product: glycylpeptide N-tetradecanoyltransferase 2
Exons: 1
Coding region: 209-1633 (474 amino acids)
Biological process (GO): N-terminal peptidyl-glycine N-myristoylation
Cellular component (GO): cytoplasm
Molecular function (GO): glycylpeptide N-tetradecanoyltransferase activity
Source: RefSeq, a predicted model, not a curated record
UAAAUAUAUUCUAUGGUUGAUGGUGAUACCGAUGACUCGAUGAGAGUUGAGAAUAUUAAAUUUCUGUAUAAUUAAUUAAUUAGUUAAUUUUUCGCUUUUGGGUUAGGCCCAAGAGUACCCUAGACAUUUUUACAUACCCAAGUUCUUUUUUCAAGUUACCGUUACUACAUAAAUAUUUAAACUUAAGUGUUAAAAAAAUUCAGUAGCAAUGGUAGACAAGGCAGACCAACCCAAUGACAAUCAGACAAUAAUUGUCGAUAAGAAUAAUUCGCAAAAGAAAACAAAGAACCAGAAAAUACGUUUUGGUGUGAACGAAGGCAAUGGGGAUCAACAAGGACAGGCCCAAAAUGAUGGUGUCGAGUCUAUUACAAACUCAGUUGAUUUGCAACAAAAUAUAUCAAUUAAAGAUUUAAAAAUGGCAAUGGAGGUAUUAAAUAUGCAACAAAAACCUGCUAAAACAACAGAAGAAGCAUUACAUAAAUCUUAUCAGUUUUGGUCAACUCAACCAGUUCCUAAAUUGGAUGAAAAGAUAAUUUCUAAUGAACCAAUUGAGCCCCCAAAGGCUCCUGAAGACUUAAGACAAGAGCCAUACACACUUCCUGAUGGCUUUCAGUGGGACACUCUGAAUUUGAAUGAGCCCCUCAUAUUAAAAGAGCUUUAUACACUAUUAAAUGAAAAUUAUGUUGAAGAUGAUGACUGUAUGUUUCGGUUUGAUUACCAAACAGAAUUUUUGAAAUGGGCACUGCAGCCUCCAGGUUGGAGAAUGGACUGGCAUUGUGGUGUCAGGGUCAUAAAAUCAGGUCGUUUAGUUGGCUUUAUUUCAGCUAUUCCAGCUCAGGUAAAAAUUUUUGAUCGCUCACAAGAAGUAGUGGAAAUUAAUUUUUUAUGUGUGCACAAGAAACUGCGUGCUAAAAGGGUAGCACCUGUUUUGAUCCGGGAAAUUACGCGUAGAGUUAAUUUAACAGGCAUAUUUCAAGGUGUGUAUACUGCAGGUAUUGUGCUGCCAAAGCCAAUUGCAACAUGUAGGUACUGGCAUAGAUCAUUAAAUCCAAAGAAGUUGAUUGAUAUUAAAUUUAGCCACUUAUCUAGAAACAUGACCAUGCAAAGAACUUUAAAACUUUAUAAACUACCAGACUUACCAAAAACAACUGGAUUUAGAAAAUUGGAAAUGAAAGAUAGUGAAAAAGUUGUUAAAUUAUUAAAUGAUUACUUAUCAAAGUUUGACUUAUCCCCAAUUUUUUCUGAGGAAGAAUUCAAACAUUGGUUUAUACCACAGGCUGGUAUCAUAGACAGUUUUGUGGUCGAGGCCUCCAAUGGUACAAUCACAGAUUUUGUUAGCUACUAUACUCUCCCAUCCACUGUUGUUUAUCACCCUACUCACAAAAUGCUUAAAGCUGCAUACUCAUUCUACAAUGUAUCUACAAAGACACCUUGGGUGGACUUGAUGCAAGAUGCAUUGAUAACAGCCAAAAAUUCAGGAUUUGAUGUUUUUAAUGCAUUAGAUUUAAUGGAUAAUAAAGAGUUUUUGGAGCCUCUGAAGUUUGGUAUUGGUGAUGGCAACUUACAGUACUAUCUCUAUAAUUGGAGGUGUCCAAGUGUUGCACCAAACAGGAUUGGCUUGGUGCUUCAAUAAUUACUGCAUAUUUUAUUUUUAUCAAUCUGCAUAUAUGCAAUGUAUUUUAUGUAUUUUUUUAGUUAGCAAAGGCUUUUUUAAAUUUGUGUAGUGUUUUAUAGGUUGGAAAUAUAGUUUAACUUUAAUCUAAUUGCUGUGUGUUUUAAUGUUAUCUACAAAAGAAGCAAUUUGAUAAAAUACAAGUAGGCAUUUAAAUAUUAUUUAAUUCAUAAAGAUAGGUAGGUAUAAAAGUAAAUCUAUACAGUUGUAUUAAUUAAUACUUAAUAAACUGUUCAGUGUCAGUAUAGAUCCUAUUAUGUAAAACAAACACAAAAUGUAACAAGGGCUCAGUCCAUGUAAAAUAAUGCAGUAUUUUUUUAUUAUUUAUAAUGUUAAUAAACUGCAUAAUCUUUGUAAUGUAAAUUUAUAUAAAUAAAUCUCAAUUGAGUUGAUAUUUUAUUUUCUAUUGGUCUCAGUAACAAAAGGAUGAAGUUUAUCUUAGAAUUUGAGUUUGAAAAUAGGUACAUAUAUGUUGACCAUCUUAGAUUAUUAAUAGGUCUAGAUAGAAUGUGAAACCGUCAAAAAAACUGAGGUUGACAGUUAACCUUUAUUUUGAGCAAUGCAUGUACACUAACACACACACAGGACAUUUAAAUCGGGAAUGUAAGAUGCAACUUGUAGUAAUAAUAUUGGCCUGUUUUCAUCCAUUGUCUAGCAGCAAAACACUCUAUCUAGAUAUAUAUUAUCUCAGUUGAACAUAUUAAUAUAGUAUGAUUAUAAA